ACAACGUAAAAACGCAGUGUGCGGUGCUCUUGGCGCAUUAGGGCGUGGUACUUACAUCCGGCCGGCUGCUGCUAAGAGACGUACGAAUUUGAGGAGAUCGGCAGACAAUCUAAACUUCAUCAUGUCCAACUCAAACCCUUCAUUUCACGCCGGGGAUGGAGACAAGGGAGUUAAUCUGGAUGGAAAAGAUGGCCCGCCGCCCUCCUAUGAUGCAGAGGCCGGCAAAGGUGCUCCUCCUACUUAUAAAUCUAUCAUGGAUCAGAUUAAGGAAGCGCAGUCUACGUCAUCCAAUCCUGCGCUCUUCGCUGGCAAGUCAACCAAUAUCGUAUGCAAAUCAGCUGCUGUUACGAUCUCCAUGCUGGUGUCGCUUGCUCUACCGAUAGCGAUGAUCGUGAUGGCUUCAGUCUACGGCAGUGCCUGCCCUGCCGAACGCAUGAUCCCCAUCUACUUGAAUGUUGCUGGAUCCGUCUCUAUUUCCAAAUUAUUAUGUGAUCUUAUCGGAAGGGCUUCCCGCCAACACUAUGUCGGCCGUGGUGACUGUACGGAGGAAGAAUAUGACAAACAAAAGUGCACUAUAUUCUGGAAUUGGUACAGCCGAAUCCUGGGGCUAUUUCUCUUCGCGUGGUUCAUCGCAGGUAAUGUGUGGGUCUACCGUCUCUACGCACCCAGUAAUGAUCCUCUGAGCUCCAACUACUGCGCCGCACCGCUGUACUAUUUUGCUUUCUGGCAGAUUACUGCUACCUACAUCUUCAUAGCAGUGUGUUUGUGUUGCGUGUCCACCUGCUGCUUGAUUGCUUGUUGCGCUUGCUGUAAAAUGGGAGCUAACAUGGCCGAGGCCAAACAAGAUGGCGGAUAUGGAUCCGCAGGUCCUUAAGAAUGAUCAGUCGUGUAGCGACUUGAAGACGGGUUGGUCUAGUAUGGAGGCAUCCGGUGAAUGAAGUACAUAUGAAUAAAUGAACAAUUUGAAAUGUAUUUCAAAAAUGAUACAUAUCCCACAUUCCCCUAGCGGAUCCCCCCCCCCCAAAAGAAAUCCUUAAUUUUUCAGGAAAAAAUUGUUUUCCAAAUGUUAAAUAAAUAACGAAAAAUACUCCAGCCCCCUCCCCCCCCCAAAUAACCUUUUAGUUCUGUAUGGAUCCGCCCUUGUUUUCCCGUAUACCUUUUCCCCGUCCCACUCCCAGGAAAAAAACACAUUUUUUUGUAUGCUAGUCUAGCCUCAUGACAUCGAUUAUUUGUAACUCUGUUAUCUUUGAGAGUCAUCGUAUUUAUGAUCACUUCCAUUGGAGAGGCCGGAGCCGAAGGAUAAUCAUUUCAGUGUUUUAUACCCGAUGUCUCUUAAAACCUAGGCCAAAAUGUAUUAGAAAAGCUUUUCGUUACCCAUUUUAGGCGAAACUUUCAAUUAUUUAAUUUACAUCUAACUAACAUUCUUUAAAUAAGUUCAUCUGGAUUGUUGGUAAAACAAGAGUUUAGAGAUUCGUUUUUUUUCCACGCCCACAACGCCCUCUAUGACGACCAAGAAAGGGUAUAAAAGGCAGUAGGACGAAGCUCCUAGUUUAGGAGUGAAACGUAACUACUACAAAUCGUGAGUAACAUCUUCACGUUUUGGCAUUGGAAAAAACGAAUCUCCUGAAUCUUGUAAUUAACUUUUUUUUAUGUACACGAACGCUUCUCUUUAAUUUAUGUCGUAGUUAAGAUUUAACCUUUUAAUAGCCUUACAUGCUUAUAAUAUUAUCUGCUUUUUAUCAAGGAAACCAAUUGUGCAUGGUGUCCUCAAGUUGAGGUAUAGAUAUAGUGGCCAUUAGUUAAUAGUGUUAACAAUUUUUGUACAUUGUAGUUCAAAUAGUGCUUUGCUGUUUUGAUAAUGUUGCAUGUGGUAUUAUAUGUGUGGUAGGGUAGACCUUGCAAAUGAGAAAUGCAUUAUAUCCAUAUUCAAACUCAAUGUGUGGCAAUCUUUUAAAAAUAAAACUAUGAAGUACUAAGCGCAA
This is a messenger RNA of Patiria miniata (bat star), 1982 nucleotides long. RefSeq names its product transmembrane protein 272-like. The record is from RefSeq and is a predicted model, not a curated record. Lineage: Eukaryota; Metazoa; Echinodermata; Asteroidea; Valvatida; Asterinidae. The coding region runs from base 122 to 874 and encodes 250 amino acids. The transcript is spliced from 6 exons.